Zea mays is the source of this 1574-nucleotide messenger RNA. RefSeq lists its product as uncharacterized. The record is from RefSeq and is marked provisional. The transcript has a single exon. Bases 166 to 1275 code for a protein of 369 amino acids. NCBI's taxonomy places the organism in Eukaryota, Viridiplantae, Streptophyta, Magnoliopsida, Poales, Poaceae. Gene Ontology annotation, biological process: regulation of DNA-templated transcription. Gene Ontology annotation, cellular component: nucleus.
GAAAAUGUAACAACUCGAGACUGAACUGUGAUUUCUGACGAGAGAUCUGCGACGAGGCGACGACCCAAAUGGGGAAAACCAUAGCUAAUCCAAGAUCUGAACUCCCUCAAAUCCCGCAACCGGGCCCCCAAUCCCUUCCAAACCCAAUCUCCCAUCUCCGAUCCAAUGCCCCCUACCGGCGACGACCCGUCGGCCGCCGCCGGCAUCUCAUUCCCCGACGCGGGUGGUGGUGGCGAUUCUGAAGACGGCGACUUCGCCGGCUCCCACCUCCUCGACCCCACCGAUCCGGGCCUCCCCAACCCCACCACCUCCUCCGCUACCGGCCUGCCCCACGCGAUCCCUGCGGCCGGUAGCGGCGGCGGCCCGGUCACCUCCGGCAACGGCGGGGAGCGGCGGCCCCUGUUCCAGCGCCUCUGGACCGAGGAGGACGAGAUCGUGAUCCUCCGCGGCUUCGCGGAGUUCACCGCCGCGCGCGGCACGGCGUUCGCGUCGCACCAGUACGACACCGACCCCUUCUACGAGGACAUGCGCCGCCGCCUCCAGCUCGACUUCUCCAAGAGCCAGCUCGUGGAGAAGCUCCGCCGCCUCAAGCGCAAGUACCGCAACUGCGUCUCCCGCCUUCGCGAGUCCGGCGCCACCUUCACCUUCCGCUCCCCGCACGAGCAGGCCAUCUUUGAGAUUGCGCGCAACAUCUGGCGCCCCGCAAACAAACACGGCCGCGAUCCCUCGGCUGACUCCGACGAUGAAGACGCCGCCGCCGCCGCCGCGACACAGAUACCUGCCAACACCAGCCCCAACGGAGAAGUCAGGUCCCCGUCCUCUGCACGGCAGCGUCGCCGCAGGCGGGCGACGGAAUUCACCCCUGCCACAAACAUGUUGCAGCCCCCUCAGCCAGUGCCACUGUCUGUGUCAGUGCCUGUCAAGACGGAUGACUCCCUCCCAGCACAGCCCCAGACCCCAAUGCCGACCAUGGAUGGCUCAGAGCCUGUCAGGUUGCCAGUCGUGUCGCCUCAAUCAGGAGUUUCUGAUGCCGAGAAGACUUGCCUGACUCCUCUAUUUAGGGAGAUAAUACAUGCAGCGAUGAAUGUCGGAGCAAACCCAUUUGGUGCAAAGCUGCCUGAGCCGCCGCUUGGGUUGCCCUUGCCCAUGGAAGGGGAGAAGUGGCGGAGGCAGCGGAUUUUGGAGCUGGAGGUCUACUUGAAGAGGAUCGAGCUGCUGCAGGAUCAGGCGAAGGCAACGCUUGAGGAGCUCAAGUCCUCCACUCCUGGGACUUAACCCGUGAUAAGAUGAGACUCUCUUUCGUUUUAGGAUUCUUGCUCUGAUCCUUAGUGUAGAUGCUUAGGCAUUUUUGCAUAUUUUACAUCCAUAAAAGAAUAUUGUUAACUUGGUUGGGGCUUGGAGCUUUUUUAUUUGUUGUUCUAAAUGUUCAUGUGAUAUUAGCUUCCGAUUAUGAUCUUCUUUCUUUCCUUAUAACAUAGGUUCAUGGGGGUAUGAUUUGAGUGAACAGUAAGGUACCCUAUACAAAGAUGAAUUAUUACAAUUAGUUUAUUAAGAUUACAUAUCAUUGCUGCUUU